This is a messenger RNA of Prosopis cineraria, 1156 nucleotides long. RefSeq names its product 11-beta-hydroxysteroid dehydrogenase-like 4A. Gene Ontology annotation, molecular function: oxidoreductase activity. The transcript is spliced from 6 exons. NCBI's taxonomy places the organism in Eukaryota, Viridiplantae, Streptophyta, Magnoliopsida, Fabales, Fabaceae. The coding region runs from base 32 to 952 and encodes 306 amino acids. The record is from RefSeq and is a predicted model, not a curated record.
UUUCCAUCACAAUUUUCAGCUUAAGCAAGUAAUGGAUUUGAUUCACGAUUUUCUGAACAUAACACUUAUUUCUUCGAUUUUCUUCGCCUUGCUCUUGCUUGUCCCUCUUUUUUAUGUGUUCAAGUUUUUAUCUUUCCUCUUCAAAAGAUGCAAACCCCAAGAAUCUGUGUCCGGCAAAGUUGUCCUCAUCACCGGAGCCUCUUCAGGAAUUGGCGAGGAAUUGGCUUACGAGUAUGCGAGAAGAGGGGCUCGUUUGGCCCUUGUAGCCAGAAGAGAAGACCGUCUACGUUCAGUGCUUGAUAAAGCUCUUCUUCUGGGUUCGCCGGAUGCUAUCAUCAUUCCCGCUGAUGUUUCCAAUAUUCAAGACUCCCAUCAUUUCGUCGACAAGACCAUCAACCAUUUUGGCCAACUGGAUCACUUGGUGAACAAUGCUGGGAUCGUUCAAGUCAAAUUUUUUGAAGAAUUCUCCGAGAAGUUUUCUGAUUUGACUCCAAUCAUGGACGUGAACUUCUGGGGUUCGGCGUAUGCUGCACAUUUUGCAGUUCCACACUUGAGAAAAAGUAGAGGAAAGAUUGUUGUGAUUUCAUCAACCGCAGCAUGGUACCCCACUCCAGGGCUGAGCUUCUACAAUGCAAGCAAAGCAGCAAUGAUAAGCUUCUUCGAAACAUUGAGGGCUGAAUUCGGUGCUGAUAUUGGGAUAACCAUAGUGACUCCGGGAUUAAUCAAGUCAGAAAUUGCUACGGACGAAUACAAGUCACAAAUUAAAGCCGAGACUUUGCCAACCGAAUCUGCAGAAAGGUGUGCAGCGGCCAUUGUAAAGAGUGCCUGUCAGGGUGAUUUGUAUUUGAUUGAACCAUCAUGGUUUAGAAUUGGAGUGUGGUUGAAGUGGUUUUUUCCGGGUCUAUUGGAGUGCUUGUUCUACUUUAGGUUUGUGAAGAUGCAUGCCAACUGAUGCUGCUGCGAAGACAAACAGUCAUGAAUUUUUAUGAAGUGUGUGCUACCAUUUUCUGAUGUUUGAACGUGCGAAUGUGCUGCUAUAUAUUUUAUCUGACACCGACCAUAAUCUGACAGCGAUUGCUGAUAAGUCUAUGUCUCUGGGCCUGUUUGUCAAGUUUGUAAACGGAUUGUUGAUGAAAAAGUGUUAAGUUCUUUUCAA